CUCUCUGCAACCUCUGUGUGGGAGAGAAGGGAAUUUUUUUUUUUAUUUAUAAAGAGAACUGGAUUUUUUUUUGUUCCUCCUCCCGGGGAAACGCUGCUACAGGGACGGGGAGGGAAGGGAUUUCCUUGCAAAGUUUUGCAUUUUAAAACGUCUAUCCUCCCUUGCAGUUUUAACUCUUUGAAUUCUUCCCAUAAUUGCGGAUUAUCCGCGAAAGCUUGGCUGGAGAAAUCACCUCGCCGGCUGCGUUUUAAUGUGGUUUUAUUUUGGGGGGGCGAAUUCAGAGAAUUUUCAGAAUUCAGAAUUUCUUCCAUUUUAAAAAAAAAUAAAUCUGUUUUCUUUUUUUUUGUUUUUCUCUCUCUUACUCGUUCGUUUUGGAAAUCUUUGGAAAUUUAAUUCCAUAUCAUUUGGGGGGAGAAAAGGGAAACAAAUCUGCAACCGGGGGAAUGGUUUGUAGCUGUGACAAGAUGUUAGCGCUGUAUGUAUACGAAUAUUUACUCCACAUUGGGGCACAGAAAUCCGCACAGACUUUCCUCUCGGAGAUACGUUGGGAAAAGAAUAUUACUCUGGGAGAACCGCCUGGCUUCCUGCACUCCUGGUGGUGUGUGUUCUGGGAUCUGUACUGUGCAGCUCCUGAUAGACGGGAAACCUGCGAGCACUCCAGCGAAGCCAAGGCCUUUCACGAUUAUAGUGCCGCAGCAGCGCCGAGCCCCGUGUUGGGCAGCAUGACUCCCGGUGAGGGGCCACCAGGGGUCCCACUGCCGCCCGGCUUCUUCCAGGGCCCACCGGGAUCACAGCCAACGCAACACAGCCAGACUCCACGACACAACCCCAACAACCCCAUCAUGGGACCCCACGGUCAGUCCUUCAUGUCUCCACGCUACCCCGGAGGACCACGGAACUCCAUCCGAAUAACAGCGCAGCCUCCCAUAGGAGUGCCAGGGUCUCAGCCACUGUUGCCAAACGCCAUGGACCCCACGAGGCAACAAGGGCACCCGGGUAUGGUUGGUCCGAUGCAGAGAAUGACGGCUCCUCGAGGAAUAUCAGUGAUGGGACCUCAGAAUUACGGAGGUGCAAUGAGGCCCCCACCGAACUCUUUAGGAGGCCCUGGAAUGCCCGGAUUGAAUCUUGGUCCGGGCGGUGGAAGAUCGUGGCCAAAUCCACCCAGUGCUAACUCGAUACCAUACUCCUCCUCAUCGCCAGGCAGUUAUGUGGGCCCACCAGGGAGCGGACCACCGGGAACGCCGAUCAUUCCCAGCCCCGGAGAUUCCACCAAUUCCAGUGAGAACAUGUACACAAUGAUGAAUCCCAUCGGACCCGGAGGGAAUCGACCAGGGUUCCCAAUGGGGCCUGGAGCGGAGGGACCGCUUGGUGGAAUGGCGGGCAUGGAGCCCCAUCACAUGAAUGGAACAUUAGGUUCUGGUGAUAUUGAUGGAUUGUCAAAGAAUUCCCCAAACAACAUGACAGGGAUCAGCAAUCCUCCGGGAACUCCGCGCGAUGACGGCGAGAUGGCGGGAAACUUCUUAAAUCCUUUCCAAAAUGAAAGUCAGUACUCGCCCAGUAUGACAAUGAGUGUGUGAGCAAACCCCCUGUGGACUCUCUCUUCUGAUCCUUGUGCGACCCCACUGGAACUGAGAAGAAAGCGUGGAUGGCCGAUUGCUAUUGAACCUAAACAAUAUUUAAAGGACAAUUAUCUGCGUAGCUGUGUGGGCUGCGUCACGCUGUAGUGAAUCAUCGGGUGUUAAGUUGGAUGAAAGCCUAAGGCUUGUCGAAGAAUGGAAGAUGUUACAUUUAAGCAUGGGCUGAGGGGGGGGGGGGGGGGGGGGGGGAGGGCAUGGGAUGGGGAGGGGUGAUCAAAGACAUUUUACUGUUUUAAUACUUUCUUUUGUAUAAAAAACCGUUGUCCACUCUGACGACAGAGGUACGUAAGGCCUUGGGCCUGGAGUGGGCCAAAGCCAGCGUAGUAAGUGGGUAUUUCAGUUACAUGCUACUGUCUUAACUCAACCACACUCCAUCAUCAUCUUGACAUGGGUCGUCGUUUCACGUUUCAUUGGAGCAUCUAAUAGGCUGCCUGCCAUCCAGUAGUCUCACGGGGGGCCUGUUCCCAAUGCUGUAUACGUUUGUUCGGCCUGGAUGCAGCCAAGGAAUUUAGUCUUCCGAGCCGUGGCCUCUCAUAGAAACAUAGAAAAUAGGUGCAGGAGUGGAGGCCAUUCGGCCCUUCGAGCCUGCACCGCCAUUCAAUACGAUCAUGGCUGAUUAUCCAAUUCAGUAUCCUGUACCUGCCUUCUCUCCAUACCCCCUGAUUCCCUUUAGCCACAAGGGCCACAUCUAACUCCCUCUUAAAUAUAGCCAAUGAACUGUGGCCUCAACUGGCAGAGAAUUACACAGAUUCACCACUCUCUCUCUCUCUCUCUCUCGAGUCGAAAACCUCUUUGAUGUGGAUUUAGCAUCUUCUUUUGGACUGUCCAGCAAACCUGGCAAUUCCAGAGAGUGGCCCUCCC
Leucoraja erinaceus (little skate) is the source of this 2498-nucleotide messenger RNA. It is a transcript of the gene ssbp4, whose product is annotated as single stranded DNA binding protein 4. Gene Ontology annotation, cellular component: nucleus. The record is from RefSeq and is a predicted model, not a curated record. The transcript is spliced from 18 exons. Gene Ontology annotation, biological process: positive regulation of transcription by RNA polymerase II. Gene Ontology annotation, molecular function: protein binding; single-stranded DNA binding. Lineage: Eukaryota; Metazoa; Chordata; Chondrichthyes; Rajiformes; Rajidae. Bases 444 to 1577 code for a protein of 377 amino acids.